UUAUCCAGAAUUUGAAAACACAUAUUGCCAAAAUGUAACUUAUUAUAUAUAAUAUGUAUUGUAAUAUACAUUUUAUAUAUUAUUUAUUAUAUAUCAAAUCUCUCACGCAGAAAUGCGAUCACACGAGCUUUGUACAUACACAUCGACAGCUAACAUAACCUCACUCCAACUGCACAGUGCACAGGCUGCAUUGGGUUGCAUUCAGCUUGUCAACUACGAUUCACGCGUGCAUACGUUUGUGUAUACAUCUAUAGGACACUGAACGCAAUCGGAAUUUGACAUUAGUCAUGUCACGACGUACAAAUCCGCGUGAGGAUUGACGUUUUAACCAAACGCCGCUGGAUUCGCCGACAAAUUUCUCGUAGACAUUCAUCUAAGAGGAUAGAAUGACAGAGGCGGAGAUGACACUCGAGGAGGAGCUUUCCCCGGACCUGUUCUCGGAUUUCGAAUUGUCGCAAAGCACGAACAACGCCGCUAAUUCGGACUCAAGCUCGAUGUCCGUUGGCGUUAACGAACCCGAGCCCUCCGAUGACGUACCCGAGUGGAAGGGCAUGAGCAUGGACGAGAUACGUAAGGGACUCGGCGUUUACGAAUAUCAAGAGCAUCCACCGAUCGUCGUCUCUCCUCGUCAUACAGUAUUAUAUAUGUUACCGUUGCCUACGCAUGGACCACCAAAACCGUAUCCGACGCAUCAAGUAGACAAAUGGAGCCAGGGCUAUGUACGAAUGCCGCAUUCUACGCAUAGUUUGUACCCGAUAGAACAGAGAAGUGGAAGUCGCUGCUGCCGAAAUAGAUGGGAGAUGAUCCAGGAAGCUUUGCUGAGGAGCAUUCUUUCCAGCCAACAAUUAGAAAACGCUAUACUUUCGUACAAUCAGAUAUAUGCACAGCGCUGGAAUUUUGCAGCGCUCCAUCACUUUUUCUCGGAGGUUAUGGAUUCGGAAGAGACAACCAUGUUCUUUGAAAUUUUGAUGCCAAAAAUAGUUCUACUGGCUUUGCAGCUUCCUGUACUGUUAACUGGUCCAGUACCCUUGUUGAAACGACAUAGCAACGGCUCCAUCAGUUUAAGUCAAUUACAAGUAGCUUCGCUACUGGCAAAUGCAUUUUUUUGUACAUUUCCCAGACGCAAUUCCAGUAAUCCGCAAUCGGAAUAUGCAACCUAUCCAUAUAUUAAUUUUAACAGAUUGUACGCUGCUUAUAACGAGAAACAUAGCCAAUGUGAGUCAGUGAUGGAAAAGAUCAAAUGUCUUCUGCAUUAUUUCAGGAGAGUAACAGCUAAAGCACCUGAAGGUAUAAUAACAAUCGAACGACGUUAUGUCCCUUUGGAGAACUGUCCAAGGUGGAAUUUGCAAGACCAAAAAUUGCCACCGUUACACAUAACGAGUAAAGGAACCAUCGAGAGUGAGGGAGCAGGACUGCUUCAAGUGGAUUUUGCAAAUAAAUAUGUGGGUGGAGGUGUGCUAGGUUUAGGCUGCGUGCAGGAAGAAAUACGGUUCGUUAUAUGUCCAGAACUUAUGGUUACUAUGUUGGUCACGGAAGAACUAGACGAUACGGAGGCGCUCAUCGUCAGCGGUAUCGAGCGGUACAGUAAAUACGAAGGGUACAGCAGCACUUUCAAGUGGAAAGGCGAUUUUGUAGACGAGACACCGAGGGAUAACAGCGGCAGACGUAUGACGUCAAUCGUCGCUAUUGAUGCCCUUUACUUCAGGCAAUCCUCGCUGCAAUUCAAUAUGGACAACAUAAAUCGUGAGCUUAACAAGGCUUAUGUUGGAUUCGUCGGGUCUGAUACCUAUAAGAACAAUCUGCCCGCCAUUGCAACAGGAAACUGGGGAUGUGGCGCGUUCCGCGGAAAUCCGAAAUUGAAAGUCUUGAUACAGUUAAUGGCUGCUGCAGUUGCAGGCCGGUCGAUGGUCUAUUUUACUUUCGGAGACACGAAGCUGCGGGACGACGUGGGAGCGAUGUAUGCACAUUUGGCUCAUCACGAUAUUGAUAUAGCACGACUUCACUCAAUGCUGUCCGAGUAUCGUCGAGAGUCUGCGUCAUCAAACGCCGAUUCGGAUUUUUAUCGUUUCUUGUACAACAGAAGUAGGAUAAAACCGUUGAGCAAGUACUUCCCGGCAAAGACUGAAAGCUCUUCGAAUAUCUCCGCCGAGUGUCUGAAGAAAAAGCUAUUUAAAAGAAAGGAAACCGCGACCUUAUCGAACGAAGAUGUCGAUAAGCGAUUUACUUACUCGGCGGCUAAGGAGAAGGAAAUGGCGGAGGAGGAAAAAAUAAUGAAUUGGUUGACAAGCUGCGAGGACAAUAGCAACGACAACGUUAAGCGCGAUAACGAGGAUGAGAAGGGUGAUACGCGUGAUGAAAAAAACAAGAAUAAUCCAAGAGAAGGAGAUGAUCAUAACAACGACGAUUUGCAAAACAAUCGUCUCGCAAAUAACACUAUCGAUGGAGAGAACACACAAAUGGAAGAUAAGAUGUUAAACAAGUUGGAUAACAGUGCGAAUACCUUGAAUUCGGAAAAACCCGCGAUUCUUAUCGACAGUCAAGACACGUCAAAGAAGAUGAAACCCGAGUCGUCUACGGAACUGAAUGACAGCGAAUCCGUUAAGAUCUUGAAAGACUGUGCCCCGGAAUCGGAUAAACAAAAGUCACUCCCGAAAAAGGGUGGCCAAAGGAAGAUAUCGGACUUUUUCCAACGAAUAUCGUGAAUUCUGAACGGGUGUUUCAAACCAAUGCCAAUUAGCUUCUGCGCAUUCUGCAAUUAUAAAUAUUCUGUAUAAUCUGUAUAAUUUUAAACGUUAUACAAAUCUCUUGAAAGUACAAUGUAAAUAAAAUUCUGUAUAAGAUGGA
Messenger RNA from Temnothorax curvispinosus, 2844 nucleotides. RefSeq names its product poly(ADP-ribose) glycohydrolase-like. Gene Ontology annotation, cellular component: cytoplasm; nucleus. Bases 387 to 2702 code for a protein of 771 amino acids. The transcript has 11 exons. The record is from RefSeq and is a predicted model, not a curated record. Gene Ontology annotation, molecular function: poly(ADP-ribose) glycohydrolase activity. NCBI's taxonomy places the organism in Eukaryota, Metazoa, Arthropoda, Insecta, Hymenoptera, Formicidae. Gene Ontology annotation, biological process: regulation of DNA repair; carbohydrate metabolic process; ATP generation from poly-ADP-D-ribose.